UAUUUAAUUGACCUGUGGCCUACAUGAGAUAGAAGAGGUUUGAUGAAUUAUCAUCUAGGCGAGGAGGUGUGUGGCAGCUAUCACUUGAGCUGGUGUGGGAACAGAGCUCGUUCUGUUUGAUCAUUUCUCUGGCUUUCUUGUCAAAAGAAACAUCAGAAUUUGAUACUGGAACUCAGCGUGCCUUGGGGUCAAUCCGCAGUAUUUUAGCAGCGUCACGAUGUUCUUUAUUGUUGGUAGCCACCAUCAGUGCUUAAUGCUCCAGUGGGGAGUACUGUAUGAAAUCAUUUAUUUAACAUGUAAAUCGUCAGCCUUUGCUGCACUUGAAACAUGAAGCGUGCUUGGAGUGCAGAACAGGAGCACGGUUCAAAUGACCAAGCAGAUGUUCUCUGUGAUGCUCCCAGCUCUAAAUGUGCUUAACUCACAACCCUAAAACACAUUUUUCAACCUGUCAGCGCUGCAGCUCGAGCUGGCAUCUGAAAAUACCUGCUCUUCCUGCCUCUUACAGCAACAGCAAAGCUCCUGCAGCCCAGAGCAGGCUGACAGCUGCACGUACCAGGAGAAAGGAGUCACCAGGCUCGUGCUCGAUAGCCAUGUUGUUUCUGCAAUGCUGAAAGCAGGAGGGAAAAAAGAGGGGAAAAAGGCUGGUCAUCAAGUAAACAAAGAGAUUUGCUUCGGCGGAUCCCAUGUGUUAUGAAUGAAAGUAUUCUUUCUACUUUUGCCCUUCUCGAUUAAGCCUUCUUUAUUUCAACUGCCAGGUGCAGCAAUGAAUAUUAAAAGACUCGUAAAAAACCCAGAAGCAGAAGCAGCAGAUGAUAUUGUUUUAAUAAUUUACUGAAAGUGAGAAGUCACUGGAUAAAAAUACUCACUUUAGCCUCGUGUGCCUGCAGAGACCGAGGGACUCGCGUGCAGUGCUCUGCAGGCAAGCACAGACAGAGCCACUGGCUUUGCUAAACCCUGCUCCUUAACCUCAUCUGAAACCGUUUUGCAACUUUCCUUCUGAAACCUAGUAAUGUGCAGCUGGAAAUGGGGAAAGAGCAGCGUUAUUAGGUCAUCUUUUUUCCCAAUAAGGAAAGGAUACUGCACUCAAGGGAAGCUAUUUAGUUUGGCAGCUUAAAAAACGCGCUGUUCUCACUUCGAGAGCAAUUUGGUGGAUUUCAGGGGGGUUGUGGAGGUUUAGCACGCAGGGGAAGUGCCCUGUUGUGUGGCAAGGUUCUUGGUCACUUAAAGUGAUCCAUACUGGCACGGCAGCUGUGCGUCAGCGGACACAUAUCAAAUGCCUUUUCUGUACAAAAGACAAAAAUUCUGCUAAAAUUGACCACAAUUUAGAGCUGACUGUAGCUAAUAAAUCAUCACAAGAGCGAUGCUGCAUUUGAACAUAGGACUAAAAUAGGGCAGAGAAGCCAUAAUGAGCUGUUUUGGGUUUGUUUUUCUAAAUACCAUAGAAAAAUUAUUUUGGGAGCAAGAAUUUCCUUAUUUUUGAAACAUUCUAUUAUUUCCUCUACAAUGAGAGCAAUUACAAAUCCCUGGCAGUUUCACCUCCAAGAGCAGGCUGUUAGUCUCGGGGAAUUCAAAUAAUACUUUACAUACUUUUCUGGAAAAUAAGACGGAUUACUGCCUACAGCCAUAUGAUAAGUCUUUCCAUCCGCUCUUGUUUCUCAAGGCUUGUCCUCGGGCAUUUCGGAGAGUGCCGAAGGGGGGUUGUUAGCUCUGUAGUCAAGGAAUCCAUGUGACUCUAGGAAAGACUUAUGAUGAGGUUAGUGUUAAAGAAAUAGCAAUGCAUUCUCCUCUUUAGAGGCUUCACAUGGAGACCUUUGCAAACCUGCGCAUGCUCAGCCUCUUCCUGGGAGCUGCUGGAGAGGGUUACACGUUGCUGGUGGGGACACUGAGUUUUGGACCACGGAUCUCUGUGGCAAGAUUGGGCCCACUGAACUUGAAACCUGGGAAGUUUCUGGGCUCUCUGCUUGUUGGGUCUCUAAAGGGAUCUUGGCUCUGUCCCCAGUAAUGACCAGACUGCUUUCUUUCCCUGCAGGAGUGCGAGACCUUCGAGAAGUGCUGCCCCAAUGUCUGUGGGACGAAGAGCUGCGUGGCGGCUCGGUACAUGGAUGUCAAGGGGAAGAAAGGGCCGGUGGGAAUGCCCAAAGAGGCAACCUGCGACCGCUUCAUGUGCAUCCAGCAAGGCUCAGAGUGUGACAUCUGGGACGGGCAGCCCGUCUGCAAGUGCAAGGACAGGUGUGAGAAGGAGCCAAGCUUCACCUGUGCCUCUGACGGGCUCACCUACUACAACAAGUGCUACAUGGAUGCAGAAGCUUGUAUCAAAGGCAUUACUUUGAAUGUAGUCACCUGUCGAUAUCAUCUUACCUGGCCAAACACCAGCCCGAUCCCACCAGAAACAACAGCUCGCCCCACUACAGCCUAUUCCGAGACAACCAUCAUCGAUAUCUUGCCACCGGCAUUAGUGAACAACCCCGUCCAUCAGUCAGUCUACGUAGGAGAGACUGUCAGCUUCCUCUGCGACGUUACAGGGAGACCCAAGCCAGAAAUUACAUGGGAGAAGCAGGUUGAGGGGAAAGAAAAAGUCAUUAUGAAGCCAAAUCAUGUCAGAGGGAACGUUGUGGUCACUAACAUAGCCCAGCUGGUCAUCUACAACACCCAGCUUCAAGACGCGGGUAUCUACACCUGCACCGCCAAAAACAGCGGUGGCCUUCUCAGGGCUGAUUUCCCAUUGUCAGUCAUCAAAGGAGAACCCACAUCCAAAGAGGCUUCCCAGAACAGAACACACUUUCCAACCGAUGAGUGCCUGAAGCAACCAGACAGUGAAGACUGUGGAGAAGAGCAGACCAGGUGGUAUUAUGAUGCAAAGAAAAACAACUGCUUCACUUUCAUUUAUGGGAACUGUAACAGCAACCUCAACCACUUUGAGACCUAUGAGAACUGUAUGUUAACGUGCAUGAACGGCCCAAUCAACAUUUGCAAUCUACCAGCCCUCCAAGGCCACUGCAAAGCCUACGAGCCCAGGUGGGCCUAUAACAGCUUGACAAAGCAGUGCCAGUCCUUCAUUUAUGGUGGGUGUGGAGGUAAUGAGAACAACUUUGAGAGCCGGGAGGCCUGCGAAGAGAUGUGCCCUUUCCCAAAGAACACGCACUGCAAAGCUUGCAAGCCACGCCAGAAGCUGGUGACAAGCUUCUGCAAAAGCGACUUUGUGAUCCUGGGCCGUAUAACAGAACUGACCGAAGACCAAGACUCAGGACAUGCCCUGGUGACAGUGGAGGAGAUUCUCAAAGAUGAAAAAAUGGGAUUAAAAUUCCUGGGGAAGGAACCCCUAGAAAUCACGCUUUUCAACAUGGACUGGAGCUGCCCGUGCCCCAACAUGACCACGGUGGACGGCCAGCUCAUCAUCAUGGGAGACGUCCACAACGGCAUGGCUGUCCUGCAGCCAGACAGCUUUGUGGGGACCUCCAGCAUCCGGCGCGUACGGAAACUUCGUGAGGUCAUCCACAAGAAAACCUGUGAGCUCCUGAAAGAGUUCCUAGGAUUACAUUGACCUCCCUCACACGCGUCAGCCUUCCAGACCUGUGUGUUACGUAGGGCUAACAAAUGCUAGGCUAGUGCACAAACUAAACAAGCUGUUUGAAGAUACACCGUAGGAAUUAUGCAGAACCCUUAUUUUAAUCCAUUAAUGAUGCUUAGCAACAAUGUAGUAUGGUCUUUGGCAAGCACGUAAAACAGCAGCAAAAGGCUAUUAAUCUUGCAUUGAAAUAAAUUUGUCCAUAUAGGAAUGCCAUUUAACUAGAUGACUCACUGCAGUAAUUAUACAAUUUUUAUAUAGCUUCCAUCAUAAAUGACGGAAUUCAUAGCAUUUGUGUAGCUAAUUGGUACACAGCUAAGUAAUACAUAAUAUCAACUUAAUCUGUCUCAUUUACAGUAUGGAAAUGUGAUGCUAAGUGGUUAUAAAUAAGUCACAUUCUUGCCUCCUUGUAGCAGCACUAAUAUAUUUCAAGAGAAAAGCCUGUAAAUUAUUGUCUGUAUUUACAGUUGUGCAAAUUUAACCAAUCUAUGCAUUAUCAGCUUGCUUAUUUUAAUUCCUAGCUGUUUCCUUUGCAUUGUACCUCAUUUCUGAAUGGCAACUACUAGCUGUCUAGCAAUCCUUAUUUGAGGAAAUUCCCACAGAGGAACUCCCUAGAUCCUAAACCCAGGACAACAGGUCCAUGUAAAAGGCCAAGGCACAAUCUCACCCCUGAAAUUACUUGUCUGUCAUAACAAUGUCAGCAAACGCUCUUACUCUAUGGCGCUUUCCUAUUUUUGUUUUACUCAGCAUGUUGUCUAUCUCUCACACAAACUCCAGGCAGGGAGAUGGCUCUAUGCUGCCAGCUGUCAUGCUUUUGAAAAUCCUUUACACUUGAUCACGUGCAGCGAUGUAUUGCUUAAUUUCAUCAGAAAGCCUCUUUCUGUAGGGGAGAAAGCAAAAUAAAAGCAGCCAGAAUGAAAUUCAAAAUAGGAAAGUGCCACACACAGUCCGCAGACUGUACUUCGCAUGCACAGACAUGAAGCCAGUGAAGCACAACUGCACACACACACGCAGUGGACACUUGAAAGGCAUUUAUCAACCUGAUCAUUUUAGGGCACACUUUCCAACAAAAACAUUUUGCACAGAACCAUGUGCAUGAAUAAAAACCCUGAGAGACAGCGCGAGCUGUGGUGUGAGCGUGCGUGUACUCAUUGUAACAUUUGGAUGUCUAAAACGUGUAACUUUUGCCUAUGCAAAAAUCCUUAAAUAAAGAAAAGGCUGAUCCUGGAAAAAUUCCUUCGUCUGAUGGGGAAUAUCCCCAUCUGGCAAAGAGGGGAGAGCUGCAUGGUGUGUGUUACCCGUAGCACCUCUUGGUUGGGGUGGGUCACCUCACCCACAGCACCUCCUGGCUGGGUCACUGCACUGCCCAGUGUGCCCCACUGCGGCACUGAGGCCAUCUCGGGGCUGGAGCUGCCCCAACCCCAGCAUGGGGCUCCUGUGAGGAAAUUGGAGAGCAGGGAGGGUGAACUGAGAAGGUGAAGGUGGAGCCCAUCUCCUGUUUUCCUAACAGGUUUUGUGCCCAGCAGCCAUGCUAUGGUCAGGGGCCCCAGGGUGGGCUGUUCUGGUGGCCUGGGCCUGGGUUGCAUUCCAAACACGCCAGCAACAGGAGCAGAUCUAAGUCUCUGCUUCUCCGUACAAUGC
Messenger RNA from Numida meleagris (helmeted guineafowl), 5206 nucleotides. RefSeq names its product WAP, follistatin/kazal, immunoglobulin, kunitz and netrin domain containing 2 (gene WFIKKN2). The record is from RefSeq and is a predicted model, not a curated record. Gene Ontology annotation, biological process: negative regulation of transforming growth factor beta receptor signaling pathway. Lineage: Eukaryota; Metazoa; Chordata; Aves; Galliformes; Numididae. The transcript has a single exon. Gene Ontology annotation, molecular function: transforming growth factor beta binding; receptor antagonist activity; serine-type endopeptidase inhibitor activity. Bases 2099 to 3541 code for a protein of 480 amino acids.